Molecule: messenger RNA, 2317 nt
Organism: Zalophus californianus (California sea lion)
Lineage: Eukaryota; Metazoa; Chordata; Mammalia; Carnivora; Otariidae
Gene: ZNRF1
Product: zinc and ring finger 1
Exons: 5
Coding region: 618-1301 (227 amino acids)
Source: RefSeq, a predicted model, not a curated record
GGCGGCGAGGAGCGCCGGCGAGCGCAGCCCGGGACCGAGCGGGGCGGAGCGGCUGGCGGGGCCGGCGGCUGCUGGAGCGAGAGCGCGACGCGACCGCGGCUUCCCGAGCUCCGCCUGGCCGCCCAGCGCCGCAGCCCGCCCGAGGCCUGGAGGGGUCCGGGCCGGCGUCCAUGGUUGCGGCGUCCUGAGGCGGGGGACGCGCCCGGUGCCCCCAGCCCUCCUCCGCCUCCUCCUGUCCGGCGGGCGGCCUCCUCCGGCGCCUCCCUGCGCCCGCCCGCCGCCUCCCUCCCUCCUUCCCUGCGGCUCCCCCGGCUUUCGGGAGCCCGGGGGCGGCCUGUGGCGCGCCGAGCCCGCGCCGGACUGCGCCUCUUUGGACCUUGAGGGGAAACAUGCGUUUGGCUUGGAUCGUUUUAAAUUCUUAGUUUGGGAUCCCCGCCCGCCUGGCUCUUCCGCCCCGCGGGUUUUCUUUUCUUUUUUCUUUUUUUUCCCUUUUUUUUCCUCCGGGUCUCCUUUUUGACUCCCUCCCCAUUUAUGCUCGCCCAACCCUCCCCCCGCUGCUGAGAAGUGGGGGAGGGUCUCGGCCUCCAGGUUCCCGCCCCACCGGGGCCCGGGCGAGCAUGGGGGGCAAGCAGAGCACGGCGGCCCGCUCCCGGGGCCCCUUUCCGGGGGUCUCCACCGAUGACAGCGCCGUGCCCCCGCCGGGAGGGGCCCCCCACUUUGGGCACUACCGGGCGGGCGGCGGGGCCAUGGGGCUUCGUAGCCGCUCGGUCAGCUCGGUGGCGGGCAUGGGCAUGGACCCCAGCACGGCCGGGGGGGUGCCCUUUGGCCUCUACACCCCCGCCUCCCGGGGGACCGGCGACUCGGAGAGGGCGCCAGGCGGCGGAGGGUCUGCGUCCGACUCCACCUAUGCCCAUGGCAAUGGUUACCAGGAGACCGGCGGCGGUCACCAUAGAGACGGGAUGCUGUACCUGGGCUCCCGAGCCUCGCUGGCGGAUGCUCUACCUCUGCACAUCGCACCCAGGUGGUUCAGCUCGCACAGUGGUUUCAAGUGCCCCAUUUGUUCCAAGUCUGUGGCUUCUGAUGAGAUGGAAAUGCACUUUAUAAUGUGUCUGAGCAAACCUCGCCUCUCCUACAACGAUGACGUGCUGACGAAAGACGCGGGUGAGUGUGUGAUCUGCCUGGAGGAGUUGCUUCAGGGGGACACGAUAGCCAGGCUGCCCUGCCUGUGCAUUUAUCACAAAAGUUGCAUAGAUUCGUGGUUUGAAGUGAACAGAUCUUGUCCAGAACAUCCCGCGGACUGACCCUGCUGGGCUCGCUUGCUGACUCCUCUCAAAGGGACAGCCAGCCCCCGUUCCUGGGAGGAGGCAUCGGACGCGGGCAGAGCUGAGCUGGGGACACCAGUGGGAACAGGGCACCCCUUCUGCACUGACUUCCAGAGAACGGCUCUCCCUUGCUCCCCGAGGACACCAAACUGGAUGAGAGCGAGUUUGAGAGAAGCAUCAACUGCUAUCCUUCCCCUCACCCCUCAUCCCAGGAGGGAAAGGGCAUUUUCUUUUACACCUUUCAAAGGCGUUGUGGGUCUGUCUAAAGUGUUUACAAAAAAAAAAAUUAUAAAAAAAAAAGUCUAGUGUCGACUGGUGUUUUCCCUCGUGAUGUUUACAGACUGCCGUCUGCUAGAACCCACUCAGUGGCAGAGACGAACCGGGCUGCGCGCGCGGUCUCUUCCUGUGCCCAGCGCCCCCCCGUCGGCCCUCUCUAUCACCAACCACUCUGCCUCGGGUGGUUUUUUGUUUUGUUUUGUUUUGUUUUUGGGUUGUGGUUGUUUGUUGGUUUCCUCCAUUUUUCUGGCUUGGUUUUGCACUUUUCUCCCCUUGGGACCCUGAUAUGUAACUUCAUUGCCAAAAAAACAACCCAUCAAGGAUCUUCUCCUCUCCAUUCCCUUUUCCUCUCCCUCCUUCGCUCCUGGUUCUGGUCAGUUCAGAGGAUUUCACAAUCACAAGUGUCCUGCAAAAAUGCCUGAACAUUUUUCUUAGACCCUUGUGGAUUUUUUUUUCCCGGAAAACUUAAACAGACAAAAGACUUAUUAAAGGAAUAUGUACAGUUAUCCCUGUUUUCAGGCACUCUGUUUGAGAACAUUUUAGCCAUUGAUGUUCACACGUGGCAUCAGCCCAUGCAAGAUAGGUUUCUGUAUUUAUAUAUUAAAAUACAAAAAAAAAAAACCUUAUAAAAUGUUUAAAAAAAUGUUCAAAGCUUGGGGGAAAAGCUUUCUUCAUUAGUCAAGGUGUUUUGAUAUGGUAUUAAAAUGUCUAAUAAAAGA